Ctenopharyngodon idella (grass carp) is the source of this 2993-nucleotide messenger RNA. It is a transcript of the gene prc1b, whose product is annotated as protein regulator of cytokinesis 1b. NCBI's taxonomy places the organism in Eukaryota, Metazoa, Chordata, Actinopteri, Cypriniformes, Xenocyprididae. Gene Ontology annotation, molecular function: microtubule binding. Bases 747 to 2570 code for a protein of 607 amino acids. Gene Ontology annotation, cellular component: spindle; cytoplasm; mitotic spindle midzone. Gene Ontology annotation, biological process: microtubule cytoskeleton organization; mitotic spindle midzone assembly. The transcript has 14 exons. The record is from RefSeq and is a predicted model, not a curated record.
UUUUACAAAUAUGAAUGGUACUAAUGACACACUUUGUUGUGAGACCUAAUAGAUAUGCUAUGUUUAAUAUUAUCUAUUAUUUCACAAAAUGUACUAACAUGAAAAGUUUUAAACACCAAGGCCUGGUUUCACAGACAGGGCUUAGAUUAAGCCAGGAUCAGGCUUUAGUUCGAAUAGGACUUUUAAGUAGCUUUUAUAAACGUGCCUUAGAAAAAAACAUUACUGGUGUGAAUCUUGAGACAUGGCACUAUAUACAUAUUUUAAGAUAUGUCAGUGCAAGUUGCUUUCAGUUAAAACAUGCAUUUUAGUCCAGGACUAGGUUUAAGCCUUCUCCCUGAACUGGGGGCAAAUGUCGGUGUGGAAGAAUAACAGAAAACGAAUAUAGAAAUUAAACACAAAUAGUGCAUAAACAGAUAGUCUAUACAACAUAUUUCUAAUACGAUGUAGGGAAUGAAUGGUAUAAAUUGGACAAAUGAUGUACUGUUUGUUUUUUUGCAUGGGGAAAAAUCAGGAGUGGUCAUUUGAAAAUGUUUCUGAUGUCAUGGUGGAACAAUCCAUCUGUUUGACACAUCCUCACGCAUGCGCAGCGAUGCUCUAACCAGCCAAUCAGACGAGCCGCGCUAUUUUGAUGCAUAUUUUGAAUCCGACAGAAACGGUUGCCCGUACGAGUGCGAGGACUGUACAGUCUAAUAUUCUGUUAUAAAAUACAAAUAAACAAGCGAAAAACUUUGUAUUGGGGUUCUAGGAUGAGGAAGAGUGAGGUAAUUGCUGCAGAAUCAGUGGCAUGUCUGAAUAAAGCUCUCUGCCAUCUGAAGGACAUCUGGGAGGAAAUUGGCAUCCCUGAGGAUCAGCGAUUAGAAAGAACAAAUGUGGUUAAGAAUCAUAUCAAAGGUCUUCUGGACAUGAUGAUCGCAGAAGAAGAGAGUCUGCGGAAACGUCUGAUGACCAGUAUUGAGAAAUGUCACAAAGAGUUGAGUAAAUUGUGCUUGGAACUGCAGCUUCCCCCAUUUCAGGAGGAGAGGAGUAGCAGCACUAUGCUCCAGCAGGAAAAAGACCUCCGGACCCAUGUUGAAGUGAUGUUAAAAGAGAAAAAUCAGAGAAUGCAAGCACUCAAAACCUUAACCGAGCAGGAGCAGGAUCUCUGUGACCUUCUCUGCUCACAGCCAUUUUCUAUCUCUGCCAAUUCUGUUCCGUCUCUGGAACAGCUGGAGAAUUUCCGUCAACACAUCUCCUGUCUCACUGCUGAGAAAGAGCGGAGACAUAAUGAAUUUGUCACAUUGAAGAAGAAGAUAAUACUUUGCAUGGAUGAUCUGGAUCAGUUGCCUGAGACUAGUUUUGAAAAGGAUGUUGUAUGUGAAGAUGAAGAGAGUUUUUGCUUGUCGACAGAAAACAUUGAUUCACUCAAAGUCCUUCUUCACCAGUUGGAGAACAGAAAGGCUGAGUGUCAAUGUGUCUGUGGCUCUUAUCGGGAGAAGAUCCAGGAACUGUGGGAAAGGUUGCAGAUUCCACAGGAAGAGCGUGAUGCAGUUUUUGAACACAUGACCCUGACAAAGAAAAGGAAUAUGGAAGCUUUACAAGCUGAGGUCAAGCGUCUUGAAGAAUUGAAGAUUAAAAAUAUGCAGAAUGUGACUGAGGCCAUUCGGAAGGAGAUUGCAGUGUUCUGGGAUAAGUGUUUUUAUAGUGCUGACCAACGGCAAGCUUUUGUGCCGUAUUAUGAUGAUGAUUUUAGUGAGGAACUCCUGAGCUUACAUGAUGCAGAAAUUGUGCGACUAAAACAGUAUUACGAGGAUCAUAAGGAACUCUUUGAAGGUGUUCACAAAUGGGAGGAGAGCUGGAGGCUUUUCUUAGAGCUUGAAGAAAAGGCCAAAGAUCCAUCCAGAUUCACCAACAGAGGAGGAAACCUUCUGAAGGAGGAGAAACAACGGGCUGAUCUGGUCAAAGGUCUCCCCAAGCUUGAGAAGAAACUGAAGGCUGAGAUUGAACAAUGGGAACAAGAACAGAACAGAGAGUUCCUGGUGAAUGGUCAGAAGUUCAUGCAGUUUGUUACUGAUCAAUGGGAGUCGUACCGGCAGGAGAAGGAGCGGGAAAAGCAGGAGCGGCAACUAAAGAAGAGCAAGCAGACAGAGGAGGACAUGGUCUAUGGCACUGUGGUCCGGACACCGACUAAACGAAGAUUUCUGGGCAGCACAACACCUUGCAAAGCUCGAAAGCUAAACGCUACCUCCAGUACUGGCACUUCUAACAGCACUAUCCGAUCUGUCUUUGGUGGUACCGUCUGUCAUUCUCCUAUAUCGCGCCCUCCGAUUUCUGCAAGCAAGCAGGGUAAUGUGGUGAAGACUCCAGGCCGCGGCAAACCUCCUCAUCAAGGUUUGCUAGAACGCAAUAAGGAAAAUAUCUGUCAUGUAACUGGUGGCGUGGCUGGGAUGAUGAAGGUACCAUCUAGUCCACAGCGUAACUUCAGCAUUAAUUCUGUGGCAAGCACCUAUUCAGAGUUUCAGCGAGACCUCUCCAAGUCAUCGAAAUCAAAACACGUACCUGACAUCCUGAACUCAACCAUCAUUCAACUUUAACUCUACUGCAUGCAACACUUUGUGCUAUUAGGACUGGGAUCUUUAAAUGAUGGCUUGUGGGUUCUUGUUCUUUAUAGCUAUAGCUAUGCAUUUUAUAUGUAAAUGAAGGUAAUAUAUAUAUUUAAAUAUUUCUGAGGGAUUUUGCAUGUAUGUUCACUUUAACACUAGGACAAACACUGCUUUAUUUGUACUUGCAAUUUAACAAAUGAAUGUGCAUUUUAAUGUUACAACUAGUAAGCUGUCUCAAACAAAUUAAGACUUUUAAAAAAUGAAAUACUAUAGAGUUCUUUCUCAGUGUUAGUUAUUUUGUCAAAAUCACAGUGUUUUUCUAGUAUGAUUUUGAAUGUUUUGCACAAUGUAAAAAACCUUUAUUGCAUUCUUUAUAGUAUUGUACAUUCCACUACAUAAAAUUUCACAUUUGAA